Rhopalosiphum maidis (corn leaf aphid) is the source of this 2441-nucleotide messenger RNA. RefSeq names its product ubiquitin carboxyl-terminal hydrolase 36-like. Gene Ontology annotation, biological process: protein deubiquitination; regulation of apoptotic process. The transcript is spliced from 11 exons. The coding region runs from base 216 to 2243 and encodes 675 amino acids. Gene Ontology annotation, molecular function: cysteine-type deubiquitinase activity; cysteine-type endopeptidase activity. The record is from RefSeq and is a predicted model, not a curated record. Gene Ontology annotation, cellular component: cytosol; nucleus. Lineage: Eukaryota; Metazoa; Arthropoda; Insecta; Hemiptera; Aphididae.
UUAUUUUCUAUGCUGUCAUAAGUGAUUAUUUCAAAUUUUUUUAUACCUAUUUGUUCAUUUUUAACAAAAUAGUUUGAAUACCUGUUCUUUGAAAUUAAUCUCUUUCUAACAAAAUUACUGAUUGACGGAUUCACUAUUCUUCUGUGGCAGACGACCGUUCUAGUUAUUUAUACAUAGCAUCAAGUAGAAUUUUAGAUAAAAAUAUAGAAUUUUAAAUGUUAAACCAUAAACUUUCAAUGUUGUCUCAGAUGAAAAACAAUUCUAUUAUGUUACUGCAAAAUGGUUGUAGUAAAAAAGAUAUGAUUAAAAAUAAUGAAAGGAUGAAUGGCGAUACUAACAAAAUAUCCCGUUUACCUAAACCUAAAGUAGUGUUAUAUCCUCCUGAACGUGUACAACUAGGUUGGCAAGAUAAAAAAAUGUCAGUUGGUUCUGGAUUAGAUAAUCCUGGUGUAAUAUGUUACAUCAAUUCUACAUUACAAGCGCUAUUUCAUAUUCCUGCAUUUACAAAUUGGCUAAUGAAUAAUGAACAUCAAAAAACAUGUCAACAAAAAAGAUUUCAAAAAGAUUGUAUCAUAUGUAUGGUCUGUAAUACAUUUACACUAUCUCAAAAACACACUGGUUCUAGCUUCAAAGCAUCAAUCAUUACUAAUCGCCUAUCUUUAAUAUGUAAACAUUUGUCAACAUAUCGUCAAGAGGAUGCCCAUGAGUUCCUUCGUUACCUUAUUGAAAGUAUGGAACGGUGCUAUUUGUCCGCUUUAGGACAUGCUGCUAAAUCUCUAGACAAUUAUUCUAAAGAAACUACACCUAUUAACCAAAUUUUUGGUGGUUAUAUCCGCACUGAAGUAACGUGUGGUAAAUGUGGACACAUAUCAACUACAUUUCAACAUUUCCAAGAUCUCAUACUUGAUAUCAAGCAAUCUGAUAACGUUAAUGACGCUUUAGACAAUUAUUUUGAAAAAGAACCAUUAGAUGAAUCGUAUGUUUGUGAAAGAUGUCGACGACAAUUUGCUGCCGAUAAAAAGUUCUCCAUUGAAAGAGCACCAAAUGUAUUAUGCAUUCAGUUGAAAAGGUACAGUGUUGGUAUGGGAGGAUUUAGUGGAAAUAAAAACAGUAAAGCUAUUCACAUAAAUGAACGAUUAGAUUUAUCUAGUUAUCAAUUUGAUCAUCAUAAUUUAAAAACUGAUGCUCGGCCAUUAAGGUAUCAUCUGGUAUCGAUGGUAAUUCAUUAUGGUUCAAGUUUAAAUAGUGGACAUUACACAGCUCUUGGUCUAACACCCUCUGGAUCAUAUUACUAUUUUAAUGAUUCAAAUGUUUAUCAAACAAAUUUCAAAAAUUAUUCAACAAGUAAUGAUUCCUAUAUAAUAUUUUAUGAAUUGGAACCAUCAGGAAAUACAAAUACAAAUAUAGAAAGUAAAACAUCAACUGUAACAUCUACUUCAUCUUGUAAACCAUCUAUAAAUGGCUAUUUUUCAAACAAGAGUAAUGGAGUUACAAAGCCGUUGAAUGGUAUUACAAAACCAUUGAAUGAUUUAAACAAUAUUAAAAAAAAAAUUAUCAAAGACAAAAAAAGUCAAAUAUAUGAUAAAUGGGAUUCAAAAAUAAAAAUGUUAAAACAAGGGCAAACAAAAGAGAAAUCACUAACUGAGAACACGUGUAACGUGUAUAAUAAAACAAUAAAACCUUCAACUAAUGGAAUCAAAUUAUCAUUAAAUUAUAAUAGUUUAGUACCUUAUCUAGAUUCCGAUGAGUAUGGUAGUGAUGAUGAGAAUAGUUCAUUAUCUAGGGUAGAUAAUGUUUCUUCUCCCGUGAUAUUAGGAAAAAUCAAACACUCGGUAGUCCAAAGAGUUCACGAUAAAAAUCCUUUAGUCAUGAGACCAAAAGAAGAUCCUAAUGAAGUUGAUACAGACACACCACCUAAAAAAUUUUUGAUAUUAAAACCACCUAAUGAUGAUUCUCCUAUCGAACGAGAGAAAGAAAUUAUGCCGGCAAAAAAAUAUUUAGUAUUGAAGCCUAAAGAUGAAGAACCAUUAGAUGUUAAACCUGAACCCGAACCUAUCAAAAAAUGUUUAGUUCGAAUUCUAAAAGAUGAUACUGAAACAAAUACCAUUAAGGUAUCUCAUUCAACUGGAGUUAAAGAUUCAGAAAAGAAAAACCGUAAGCGUGAAAAUGGAAUUUUGGAAUUGGACAGUAAUAAAAAAGCUCGUCUUGAUCACUGUUAUAAUAUUAAUUUUAGUUAUAUGUAGAGCAGAGGGUGGCGGCACUACACACUUGUAGAAGGGACAGGGUAAGUGGGAAUGGUCAAGUCUGAAGUCAGUUCAGUUCAUAGAAUAUACAUUAUAGUUAUAUUAGAAUAUAGUUCAGUUUGUGCCGUGACGUCCGGUUGUUAUAUGUGAUUCCGGUGUGUAAUGUUAUAUUAAUUGUAAGUGUGUCGCCGUUGCCCU